CCCGUCAACCAACCAACAACAAUUUACACCGUCUUUGCGUCGUCACGUUCUCUCACUCUCAGCAGCAGCAGCACAGAAGCGCGCACUGCUCUCUUGCGACAAUGCCGGUGGCGGCAUCUAGCACGCGCUUCCUCUUGCUCAGUUUGCUGCUGCUGUCGUCGCCGGCGGUGGCGGUGGUGAGGGCGCGGGUGACGGCACUGAUCGUGUUCGGCGACUCGACGGUGGACGCGGGGAACAACAACGCCGUGCCCACGGCGGUGCGGAGCAACUUCCCGCCAUACGGCCGGGACUUCCCGGGCGGCCGCGCCACGGGCCGCUUCUGCAACGGCCGCGUCGCCACCGACUUCUACUCCGAGGCGUUCGGGCUCCGGCCCUUCGUCCCGGCCUACCUCGACCCGGCCUACGGCAUCCGGGACUUCGCCGUCGGCGUCUGCUUCGCGUCCGCCGGCUCCGGCCUCGACGUCGCCACCGCGGGCGUCUUUUCAGUGAUACCCUUGUCAAAGCAAGUGGACUACUUCAGAGACUACAAAGCCCGGCUGGCGGAGCACCUCGGCGCGGCGGAGGCUCGGGCGGUGCUCGCCGACGCCGUCUUCGCCAUCAGCAUCGGCACCAACGACUUCAUCGAGAACUACUUCGCCCUCACGACGGCCCGCUUCCUGGAGUUCACCGUCGGCGACUACACAGACUUCCUCAUCGGCCUCGCCCGUAGCUUCCUCGUCGAGCUCUACGGCCUCGGCGCUCGCAAGAUCGGCUUCACGGGGCUCGGGGCCAUGGGCUGCCUCCCCAUCGAGCGGGGCCGGCGGGUCAUGCUCUGCAUCGAGGAGUACAAUGCCGCCGCGAGGUCGUUCAACGCCAAGCUCCGGGACAUGGUCGACGAGCUUGCCGACAGCCUUCCCGGCGCGCAGUUCCGGGUCGCAGAGGUGUACGGCUUCUUCACCGGCAUCCUGCAAAACCCGGCGAGCUACGGGUUCGUGAAGGCGUCCAGGGGAUGUUGUGGCACGGGGUUGUACGAGAUGGGGUACACAUGCAGCGAGUGGGACGCGCUCACGUGCGCCGAUGCAAACCGGUACGUCUUCUGGGACGCCGUGCACCCCACGGAGCGGGCCAACAAGAUCAUCGCCGAGUACCUCAUGAACACAACCUUCAGCCAUUUCUUGUGAUCUUUUUUGCUUCUUGUAUACACUAAGUGACCAGAAGCAACUAAAGCUUCCGUUUCAAAAAUGAAAUCCUGGCUUCAAAUGGAACUAGUCACUCCGUCCUUCAGCAUAGAAAUUUCUUAGGCACACAUUUAUAUUAUGCAUUUUUGGAGGGAGUACACGUACGUUUAUGUUAUGAAGACAAACGUACACGUUUGUUGUAAGUGUGUAUGGCAAGCUCAGGAGUCUGGAGCAUAUAGCUAGUUUUCCCUUUUUGAGGUAAGGAGCAAUUUUUUCUGAGGAUACUAGCGCAUGCAUCUUAUGGUACAACGAGAGUUUAUUCCGAAGAAGAUUAAGCAUGAUCAAAAUAGGAUAGCAGAUUGGUUGGCAUG
This is a messenger RNA of Triticum aestivum (bread wheat), 1528 nucleotides long. Its product is annotated as GDSL esterase/lipase At2g04570. Bases 102 to 1160 code for a protein of 352 amino acids. The transcript is spliced from 3 exons. Gene Ontology annotation, molecular function: hydrolase activity, acting on ester bonds. The record is from RefSeq and is a predicted model, not a curated record. NCBI's taxonomy places the organism in Eukaryota, Viridiplantae, Streptophyta, Magnoliopsida, Poales, Poaceae.